Molecule: messenger RNA, 6844 nt
Organism: Uranotaenia lowii
Lineage: Eukaryota; Metazoa; Arthropoda; Insecta; Diptera; Culicidae
Product: E3 ubiquitin-protein ligase RBBP6-like
Exons: 13
Coding region: 537-6398 (1953 amino acids)
Biological process (GO): protein ubiquitination; mRNA processing; ubiquitin-dependent protein catabolic process
Cellular component (GO): nucleus
Molecular function (GO): zinc ion binding; nucleic acid binding; ubiquitin protein ligase activity
Source: RefSeq, a predicted model, not a curated record
AGUGAAAUUACAACAAUCGUGCGAGUUCGGUCGGGUGCGGGAGUGUUUCAAUAGUUUUUUGCGAAAAAGUGCAUUUAAUUGGUGAAUUUCACGAUCGAAAUGCAGUGAAGAUUGCUGCCGCCUUAACCGUGAGUAUAUUGUGCAUAAAAUUGAUUCGUUUCCGGUCGGAACUACACGAGAAAAUCGCUGCGUAAGUUUGUCGCUACGAUAUCAUCAGUGAUGUGAAUUUCAAUCGGGGUUUUUUCGUUCCGCAAUAUGGUGGACGAAAACCUGGAUUGAUUGAGGAGAAAUUUUUCAUUCCGCUUACGGGUGGGGAGCAACGCUUGUUUGGCUCACAAAUAAAAUCGAAGAUUUCAUUAUCUACAAUUGAAGUGCUAUGAUCCACGUAUUUACGUGAGUUUUGAUGUGAGAUAGAUUUUCAUUUUGGGAACACCCAUCAUAACCUCUUACAAGCUUGGAAACCCCCUUUUGGAAGUAUCACAAUUUGGGGAUACGCACUAGAAAACAUAAUAGCAGCACUAAAUCAAUCCUGAAAGAUGUCGGUUCACUACAAAUUUAAGAGUGCCCUCGAUUUCGACACCAUCACCUUCGAUGGGUUACACAUUUCGGUGGCAGAUUUGAAGAAAGCCAUCAUCCACCAGAAACGGCUGGGGAAGACGAUGGACUUCGAUUUGCAGAUCACCAAUGCCCAAACCAAGGAAGAAUAUGGCGAAGAUUCAACGCUCAUCCCUAAGAACACAUCUCUAACCAUCGCUCGGAUACCGCUGAAGAAUGCCCCGAAGAAGAAUUGGGAACCGAAGGGUGGAAUACCCAGCAUUGCUUCUGGCGAGGUGGUUUCGUCCUCGUCCCGUAAGGGGGUAAUCCAUGAGUCGGCGGCAUCGGUCGUUCAGGCCAACGUCGAUCUGUCUACUAUGACCGGAACCGAAGAAGAUAAAAUCCAAGAGAUGAUGUUCCAGAGCACAGCCGAGUACGAUCCUACCAACUAUCAAAAGAUUCGUGGUGCCUCUCAAACUGGCGAAGUACCGGCCAGCUACAAGUGUUAUCGCUGUAAUAAACCAGGGCAUUGGAUCAAAAAUUGCCCUCUAGGACCUUUGCCGAAAGAGCUCCUGGAAACGAAACGAGUUUCUGGCAUUCCCCGUUCAUUCAUCGAGCGAGACAAGGACCCGGAAAACAAUCCAGUGGUACAGAUUCCGCAGAUGCCGCCAGAAGAGAAGCAAACCAUCCCGGAGGAUCUGAUAUGUGGGAUUUGCAAGGAUCUGUUCACCGAUGCGGUGAUGAUUCCCUGCUGCGGUAGUUCGUUUUGUGACGAAUGCGUUCGUACCGCGCUGCUCGAGUCGGAAGACAACGAGUGUCCGGAUUGCAAAGAGAAGGGCUCCUCACCCGGGUCCCUGAUCCCCAAUCGAUUCCUGCGCAAUUCGGUCAACGCAUUCCGCAACGAAACCGGAUACAUUAAAACAGCUAAGAAAGCGGCUUCAUCCAACAAGCAACAAAAACCAACGGAGUCGAGUGAAGCAGCUUCUGUGUCUGUGGGAAGCGCUAUAACAACCGUUUCUUCGACAUCGCAAAUCGAUGAGGAGAACGCGUCGGAAGAGCAUCAUCAGCAACAUCAGAAGGCAGCGGAAGAUGAGAAAGAUGAAUCAAACGAUCAAAGUGACAAUCUACACGAGAGUUACGAGGAAGUGUCUCAGCAUGGCGAUAUUGGCUCACCGGGUGCAGAGGAAAAAGUUUUUGAUAAUGAAUCCGAUUAUGAGGAUAACAUAACGGUUACGGUCCCGCCUGCUACAGUGCAGAGACGAGGGGCUCUCUGGGGCCAUUUUAAUGGACAUCCGCUUCCUCCGUAUCACUACCGGCACGAUACUCCCCCGACGGGAAGUGGUGGUCACAGGGAACAUGAUCGACAUCCGUACGGCAGCCGUGAUGGUCACGAUGGUGGUCGAGAAGGCCGCGAUGGUCGAGAAGGGCGCGAAGGAGGACGAGAUGGUCGCGAUGGAGGACGAGAUGGUCGCGAGGGUAGAGAUGGACGAGAAGGAAGAGAUGGCCGUGGUGACGGUCGAGAUGGCCGAGAAGGUCGUGAAGGAGGUAAUAUAAGCGGGGGAGCCCGCGAUCAUGAGCGUUCGCAUGAAGAACCAGGAGAUCGUACUCCGAAAACGGAGGACAAAGAAAACUAUGCUACUGGAGCUCCACCGAAUCGAGAGGCUGCAAAACACGAGUACGAGCAACGUUCCCCCGAGUAUCACCCUAACAGGGAACCUCGUGGCGGCAUGCUCCCUUUGCCUACACAUACUCAUCAUCCACCGCAACAACAGCCAUUGGCACCGAUGCAACCGCAUCCAGGAUAUAUGGGACAGCCACAUCCAGCUCCUGCAGGACACUACCCAGGGCCAAUUCCGCAUGGAGCUCCGCCUCAUCCGUACCCCGGAGGCUACGGAAUGCAACCAGGCUUUCAUCAACAGCGUCCAUACGAACACCAUGGCGGCAUGUAUCAUGGUGAACGGCCUAGAAUGAUGUAUCCGCCUCGAGGUGGAUAUCAACCUCAUCCGCCGCACAUGAGACCACGUCACAUGCCCCCAAUGGGUCCUGGAGGCUAUCCUGGAAUGCCGAAUGUUGGGCAUGGAUUUCCGCCUCGUGUCAUCGAUGAUCCCCUUAAAGAGUUUAACCGAAUCAUGCGUGAAAAAGAACGUCGAAAGGAACAAGAAGCCAAGGCAGCAGCUAAUCGACACAGAUCACCACAUGGAGGAGAUCGCGGUCGCCGCUCUCGCUCCUUCGAUAACUCUGGUAGCAACUCCAGUAGCAACCGACGGGGACGUUCCCCGGAACGAGACAGACGACGUUCACCAAGGGCUCGAUCGCCAGAUCGUCGUCGUUCACCGGAAGAAAAACACACAGAUGAACGGCACGGUGAACGUGACCGUGGAGAAAGGGGCCGGGAACGCGGCGACAGAGACCGGGAUAGGGAACGUGAUCGAGCUGGUGGUGAGGCUAACGCAGGACGGCGUCGCAACCGUUCCAGCUCUUACAGUACUAGUGGCUCAAGAUCAAAGUCACGAUCGCCAGUAACGAAAAGGGGCAAGUCGCCGAAACGACGCGGCUCGCGUAGUCCUUAUAGAGAGCGGCGAGGUAGUCGUUCCCGGUCAAAAUCAUUCGAAGAUCGACGUGUUAACACUUCUCACAGACACGGCAAACACAGCAAAGAUCGACGCGAAGAUCGUCGAGAUGAUCAUCGCGGCGGUGGUGAUUUCAAAGACCGUGAACGAUCUCCCGGAUACGGAGGGCAUUAUUCAAGCGGAUACCGAGGUCGCGGGGGAGGCUAUCGUGGCGGGUCCCGUGGCGGUGGUCGAGGUGGUAACCGGGGAGGUGACCAAUCCGGCUACCAGUCGUCUCACUAUCCGCGCUCCGGUUACGACCGCGGUGCUUCUGGUGUUCCGCCGCAAAUGGCCUCGGCGCCGCAGCUCGAUCAGUACGGACAUCCCAUGGUUGCUGCUGGUGGCCCGAACGACUAUCAUCAACAUCAUCAUGAUCCCACGGCAGUGGGCGCUGCAGCUGUCGGUCAUCACGGAGCGGUUCCGCAGGCUGGACAUUAUGGGCCCCCGUCACAACAGUCACUUCCGCCGAAUGUUGUGCCGGUCCCAAGCAGAUAUCCGCCUAGGGAUGCACCGCAUGGUAAUGCCUACAUGGGUCAUGCUGGAAAACCUGUGGAGUCGUACUAUGAAGGUCAGCCACAACCAAUUGCGGCGAGUAAGUCGGCUCCCGCGACCAGUUCUGAACCUCCGCCACCGGGUUUCGAAGAGCAGGACAGUUGGUCGGGUAAGCAGGACACGGAAUAUCGAGGACCCUCGGGUGUUGUUGUGCCGAUUGCUGCGGCUGAUCCUUCAGAAGAGUACGAUUAUCACAACACUCCGAAGAAUCGAGAUCAAGAGCGGGCCCACACUCCUAUCAUUCAUGAUGAUCGACACCAUCAUUUGGCUAGAUCUCACUCGCGAGAAAAAGAACCACUGAGCGCUGGUAAGAAGAAACCCUCGAAAGAGGAUUCCGAGGAUCAUUACAGAGGGGAACGGCAUGAAAAAGAGAAACCCAAAAGAGGUGAACACCAUGACAAGGACAAGAAACGAAGUGAAGCGGCGAAGGAAAGGCGCUUGUUAGAAAAAGAACGGGAAAAGGAAAAGGAAUCUAAACGCAAACAGCGGGAUUCCAGCGAAGAGGACAAGAAAGAGAAGAAAAAAGAUAAGGAAAAGAAGAAGCGAAAGAAGGAUAAAGAUGGAGAGAAGAAGAAGCACAAGAAGGAUCGAAAGGAAAAGGAUAAGGAAAAAUCCAAAGAGCGCAAAAAGGAAAGAAAAACGGUUGAAAAAGAGGAAGCCGAUAGUUCCCAACAACCAAUAACCCCAAGGCAGGGGGACGAACGGGAAGAAUUUGCGAUUUCGCCUCAUCAUCAACGACAGCCGGAAGUCGACACAACUCAAGAGUUUGGAGGUGUCGAGUUGGAUGACACCCUCGUUUUGGCAGAUCACCGUUCCUUAGACAUUAGCAAAUCCAAUUCCGAGGGAGCAAAUUAUUCUUACCAAGAAGAACCCUCCAGCAGUCAUAAUCAGGAAGAAGGAGAAGAAGAACCGAACCAACAUCAAACGGUUGAUACCAGCCAUGAUGACGCCGGUCAUGAUCUCUAUUCGGACAUUCCGGACAAGUACGAAGAAGAUCAGCUAGAGAAGUCUAUUUUAGAAAAUCUUGGAGAGGAAGAAGCUGACAUGGUCAACAGCAGUGGAGUUGCAGCCGAUGAUCAUCUUUCGGAGGAAAUCAAAAGAUCCGAUUCGAUUCUGGAUCUGCACGCAAACCUCGAUUUCGAGGGUGAACUAGAGGAAGGUGAAACUACUUCGCCACCCAAGAGUGGCAUGUUUAUUGGAAUACCGGAGCUGUCCAAGUGGGAGUUGGAUGAAGAAUCGGCGAUCAUUUCCAGUUCUGAUCGGAAGCAUUUAGUCGACGAGCUUCAUCCGGGUGUGGCCCUUAAGCAGGAGUAUGAUUCUUCUAACAAGGUUACGAACGAAGUGUUGAAACGCGCUGAAAAUGCAAUCUUUACACGGGCUAUCAAUGCUAUUCGUCCGAUUGAGAUCAAGAAGAUCAGCGUCGACCGACAAAAGUUGUACGCAAAUGAACCCAUGGACGACGACAAAGUAUCACUUGACAUCAAAUCCGAGAAAGAAGACUUCAAACGGUUUCAGGUUACUGUGCCGACUAACGCCGAUCACGCGGAACGCUCGGUUGAAAUUAAACCGGAGCCCGGUAACAACGGAAGUGAUGGACUUUGUGCUGAUGCGGUCUCUGAAGUGUCCAAAAGCCGAUCCUCUCCGAUUCGAGCAUCGAUCAAGGAACGUUUGGGCAGCAAAGUUCUGGACAUUCGUGGUAGCAGUAAUUCUACCACAUCGUAUUCACGGUCCCGAACGCCGCCACCAGUGCGAAAAGUCAAAGCUACUAGUUCCGCGUUGGCCUCAUUGGGUGGUUCUAAGAGUGGAGAUUCCAUUGCUAGUAGAAAACGAACCCGAAGCCGAUCAAGAGAGGGUGAACGGGGAGGCAAGAAUGUAAAGAAUGAACGUGACGAUAGCAGGUCUACCAGCAGUCGGAGAGUUGAAAGUGGUCGUCGAGUUGUGGUAGCAGUGAGAGAAUCCUCUACGGAAAAGAGACGAGAUGCUGACCGCAAAGAUCGGGGCAAGGAUAGCCGAUCAGGCCGUGACGGCGGUGCAAGCAGUAGUAUUAGGGAGAGGAGUAGAGAACAGACGGCUCCAAAAAGUAGUGAACGGAGUCGCGAUAAAGGUAGGAAUGAAAGGCCAGUUUCACCUGGCAGAAGAGACAAGGACCGUGAACGUGAUCGGGACAAGGAACGUAGACGAGAUAAUAAAGAAUUUGAUGAACGGACUCGAAAAGAUGAAGGACGCUCAAGGAAGAGUCCCGAGAGGUCUGUUAGCUAUAUUGACCGCAAAAAGGCAGAACUGGAGCCUGAACGUCGCCAUAGAAAUGCAUCUCCGGUAGUCGAAAGAGACAGGCGCCAAGAAUUGUCAUCUACUAGAAGAGAAGAAGGCCGCAAGAGGAUCGUUGAAGACGUCACAGAUAAAGUUAUGGAAGCACUAGUACCGGUGAAGAAAAACAAACAAGAGAAACAUGCCAAAGUUGCAAGUUCUUCUGACUCCAGCUCGUCCGAUUCGGAGUCGUCUUCAUCGGAUUCCAGCAGCGAAUCUGAAGAAGAAACAACUAAAAAACGCAAGAAGCGAAAGCAUAAGAAGGAUCGCAAACGCUCGAAGCGAUCCGCUAGCUCCGAUUCGGAUGAUUCAGGAGCAGCGAAGAAAAAGAAGAAGAGCAAGAAAUCCAAAUCUAGCAAAAAGAAGAAAAAGGAUCGUAAACACCGUAAAGAAUGAAAGCGAAGAAUGCUUGAGUUAUUUAUUCUCGAGAGAUACAGUAUUCCAUCAAUAGAGUGCAAACCGCAUCUCCAACUGAAUUGGCCUGUUUGAAUUUACCAAGAUUUGGUUUGGUCUGAUUUCGAAACUUUUCGAACAAAACCUUAGACGUUUAUGAUCCUUUCGAACGUUCUGAAGUGAAUCCUUAUUUUACAACUGAAUAUUAGUAAGAAACAAUUUAAAAAUAUUGAUAACUUUUGAUUUAUGUGACCACAUAAAACAAAAUUAGGUGAGCUCGGGUGUAUCCAUGAAUUUGAAUUGCUGAACCCUAUACCGUACACAAGUGAGUGUGGUCUUACGCAAAUACACAUUCUAUCCUAUGCUAAUGUAUUUACUUUAAUGUACACACUCUGUACAGGAAAAAUGGCGUUGCGUUUGAAAACAAUGAUGAAUAAAUAAAAAAAAAC